Polychytrium aggregatum is the source of this 1182-nucleotide messenger RNA. RefSeq lists its product as uncharacterized. The transcript is spliced from 2 exons. Bases 85 to 906 code for a protein of 273 amino acids. The record is from RefSeq and is a predicted model, not a curated record. Lineage: Eukaryota; Fungi; Chytridiomycota; Chytridiomycetes; Polychytriales.
CAUAUCCAGGCAUCGGCCACCGUGUCUGGAAUCGCAUCUGCCGUUGCAUUUGCCGCCGUAUCUGCCGCUGCAUCCGCACUGUCCAUGUCACAUCCCUUUCUGGCCCUUGAUCUCUCUCCGCCGAUCGUGCGCUCGGAGCGAAGCUCCUCCGAAUCACGGAACCGGCCUCCAAGCACUUAUGCUGUCGACCCCAGCGGCAGCGACGACGAGCAGUCCUGUCGGCUGAGCUCUCCAUCUUGCCUACAUCCUGCUCCAACCUCGGCCGGGGUUUCGCCCAUCGCUCGCCAUCGGCAAGAUGCGCAUGUCUACCACGAUCUUCUGACCAAGAUCCACACCGCCCUCGGUCCUUCGAUCCCAAGUCCAGCAGCACCCACAUCCCACAGCAACUGGCAAGUGUCAGAUGGGCUCGCAGCGACACCGCAUCCUUCAAGCCUGUCAGCCGGGCAGCACAGUCCUGAUGGCUCGAGCAGCAGCAUCAAAAUUGAUUUGGAGGCAGCCGCCCCGUCGUUGCCGUCAUCCCGUUCGGCUAUAGCUUCGCUGCUUGAAACGAUCAAACAGGCGAUCGAAAACGACCCUCCUCCAGUGCUUCCGUCGAAUGCCCCCGACCCUCAGCCCCGCCUUGCAGCCAAGCCUCCACGCUCUUCGACCCUGAGCCAGCCGCCUGCUGCUCCAGCAAGGCAGCGGCCUCCGCUUGGGCCCUCGAACCAGCCUGGCCUCCAGGCGGCCACCCCGCCUGUGUCCAUGCCAAGGGAGAUCGACAGCCUAUUCUUAUCGCAUCUGCAAGCCACAGGGCCUCGAAUAGCGAUGCCUCGAAUCGAGUACGAGUCGUUUGUCUCUGAAGCCACCGAGGACACCCUAACUGAGCGGAGGCUCGAGGCCAUCCUGCGCAGAUACUCGGGCAAGUAGGACCAUAUCCCCACCGUCGUCGCCACCGUCGUCGCCGUCGCCGUCGCCGCACGUUGCGUCGAUGGUGGAGGAUUCAGCCCGAUGGCACCAGCAGGCGUGUGCCUGGUCGUGACUGGUUGCUUGGCCAAGGUCCUGCCGCUGCUGCCGAGACAGCGACUCUCGCAGCUCACGCAACCUGAACAUGCUGUUCCCGGACCAAAUGAGGUGGGGGCCACCGGAUCACAAUAGCGGCCGCUGCACUCCCGGCCGACUCCCACGAGAUCCCAAGACAGCCUG